UUGAGAUAAUUAACCAUAUGGCUCCAUUACAUUUAGAUUUUGCUGUUUUAUAUCUGUGAUCACAAACACUGUUGGGUAAUAGUAGAGCAGAUGGCAUAGUUGGGAGUGGCAGUCUAUUCCAAAUGAGAACUUCAUCAGUUGUUACCUGAAUGCAAGCCAUAAUGAGCUUACAUUACAAGUGAUAUAGGUGGGUCUUUAAAAAUACCCGUAGCUGAAUGGUAAUACGAUUUGGGGUUGGGUUUCCUUGCAACUGUUGAAGGUGUGUUGGUCUUGGACACUUUUACAUGUACUUAACUGAAUAUUUCCUUAAAAUUAUGCCUGGUCACCUUGUCAAAGUUAAAGAUAAUUGUGACAUUAGACCAAGAAGAAAGAUGGUUGCUAUAGGAAAGGGAAAGACAUUUGAGGAAAAUUAGCCUCCACUGAAUUUACAUUGCCAGUGGGUUAAGAAAGGAAUCCUAUCUCCAAAUGGAAGUAAAUGUGGAAAGAGAACAUUUGGAAAUUGAAAACCAGAGAUACAAAUAUUUUGAGCUUACUGCUGAGAAUAUGACCCUCUCAUAGAAAGUAUUCCACUAGGUCAUUCUUAUUCUGAGUGUGAAAAAUUUGGAGUAAUACAGAAUAGUGUGAUAAGAAAUAUCCUUGGAAAUAACACUUCAAGCUUUUCUUUUUAAUAAGAAAAAUUCCUGCAAAAAAGCCACUGAUAAUUGAAAAUGAAAGUCUUCACCUAUGGGAAUAAUUUUGAAACGGUUUAAGCUGUCAAGAUAAACAUCCGUUUGUGGCCUCUCUGGAUGGUUUAUCUGGCCCUCCAUCUAGACUGUUUAACCUGGUGAACCUUCAGUCUUAAGCUUGAACUAUUUGUGCAGUUCAUCAUUCAAUCCCAUGGCCGUUGUGAUAGCUGAGUCUUGGUUUUAAAGAAAUGGUGUAUAUUGCCUGACCUGGUAUAGACAAUCAACAAAUGACCACAGUACCUUGCAUCUUCUACCACAAACAAAUUAUAAGAGGAAAAGAUCAAAUUUAUGCUCUUCUAAGCUCUUCCUGGCGAAACAUGGAGCUGAUGAAUACCACCAUCUUCUCAAACGCCUCGGCUGUAGACCUGGACCACUGUGACUGGCGUUGUAGGAUGAUACUGAUAGCACUCUACAGUGUGGUUUUGCUCGGAGGCACUGCCGGAACAAUUAUGAUGUUACGGAUGAUGUUCAAAAGGAAGAGUCAAUCAAUGAUCGCCAUGAUCAUCCCCAAUAUCAUAGUGCUGCACUCGAUACUUCUGGUCAGUCUUCCAUUCCGCCUCAGCUAUUAUGUGUCCGUUGUCUGGGUGUUUGGAUCCUUUGCCUGCCGAGUGGUUAGCAGCAUAAUAUAUGGUCAUAUGUACUUUACCUUUGUUUUCUAUGUGGCCAUUAUCAUAUCCCGACUACUCAACUAUUUUAAAAAACUCCAAAUGCAACGGUUGCAGAAGUACCAUGUGGUAGUUUUAAGCAUUGUUAUUUGGAUCGUGGGGAGCCUCGUUUUUUUACCAAUAUUUUUUUUUAAAUAUGGUACAGAUCCGAGACACUCAGAACAGCAACGAUGCUUUGAGUUCUACAAAGAUCUCAACCACAGGGAAUUCAUUGUCAUAAACUAUUCUAUGAUUGUGAUUAUGAUGACCACCGUUGUGGCCCUCUUCCUAAUAAAGAUGGCUGUCAUUUUUCAAAUGAUUAAAGCUCUUUGGCCUGACAUGUGGGCCCAUCAAGAGUACAGAGCUCAAAUCAAGAGCCUCUUCUUCCUCCUGGUAAUAGUUGUGUGUUUUAUACCCCACCAUGCAUUCCGGAUACACUUUAUUCAAAAUUAUUCAGAAAAAGAAGAUUCUGAGUUAGUUCUUUAUAAUGAAAUUUGUGUUGCUUUAACUACAGUCUGUUGCCUAGAUAUGCUGUGUUUCAUAGGUGGAGCUAUUCAUUGAGCAUCUACCUAACUUGCUUUGUAACCAGUUUCUCCACUACUGUGACAAAAUAGUUUCAAUUCAUUGGGUGCCACUGUGAUUUCAAAAAUCUUCAAAUUCUCUGCUCCUUAUGGUCACCAAAAUUAUUUUUCUAUUAAAAAUUAAUGAAAAUGGAUUAUAUCCCUCUCCUUGGAGAACCAUUAUCAGCUCACCAUUAACCAUAGAAUAUAUUCAAUAUCCUUAACCAUACACAAUUUAGCCUCAUCCAACCGUUCUAGAUUCAACCUUGACCAUUUUCUUUCAUGCGGCAUUUACCUUAGCUAAACACAACUCUUGGCUUUCCUUAUGUACUCUACAGACUGUUCUCCUCUAUGCAUUUGCUCUCACCCGAGCUCUGAUCCUAGAAUGUUCUUGUUCUCCUUCUUUAAACUUUAGUCAUUCUUCAAGGUCCAGAGAACCCAGAGGUAUGGACUCUAUAGAUGAACCAAACUCUAGAGAGGCCUCAACUUAUUCAGCUUCCAUUUAACUUGAGAUAGCUGCCUCUUGAAAACAACUGAGAGCCAGUAAGCUGUAGCUUCUGGCUUUGGUACUUGGAGGAAAGCAUUGGUUCAGAUACAGUAGUCAAGAGAGUUGUAGGAAACCUUUUCAGGAGUGAUUAAGCAUUGAUGUGAUUUGGCUACGACUGAGACAUAGUAGGUACUGAGGAACCUGAGGUUACUUUCCAGAUGUAGCUUCUCAACACGAAUCCUUUAAACUGGAGGAGAAAAAAAUAUAUAUAUAUUGAAGAAGGAAGAAAGCAGCUAGACUUAAAUUUAGGCUAAGAUUGCCAGCAGAAUGUAUUAGAGCCCACACUUUGAAACGAUGGAUCAUUCUUAGGUUUUUUAAGGGAUCCUGUAUGUGCUUGCCUGCCAACUGAAAGGAAGUUCAGCAGCUAGAACCCAUCAGCCACUCCAAGGGAGAAAGAUGCAACAAUUGGCUUCUGUAAAGAUUAUAAUCUGGUUCUACUCUGUCCUAUGAGUCGGAAUUGAAGGCAGUGGUUUUGUUUUUGUAUGACCAAGUAGUGUUCUGUGAGUAAAAUCAACACUGAAUGGACUAAACUAAAUAAAAACAACCAAGAAAGUGAACUUAGAUCUGAAUUACUUAAUAUAGAAUUUGACUUGCUCUUAAGCUUUACUUAUAAUAAUGCUACCUUUGAAACUUCAUAUUUAAUGACUCAAGUAACCAAAAAAUGACCUUAUGGUUAAGAAGACGGCAUAGUUUCUGUAACAGAGCUUUGGAAUUGUUCAGAGUUCUGAAUUCAAAACUUCAAAAUCUUGGUUGAGUUAUUUACAAUCUCUGAACCAAUUUCCUGUGUUGUAGGGCUUUGAUGCAGCUGAAACAAGAAAACAUGUGCUAAAUGACUGGCAUGUGCUAAAUGACUUUCUAGACUGUAUCUAUUGAAAGUGAUACUAAGAAUGAUUUUAGUCCUUUUUCCUAAUUCACUAAUACCUUUUUUUUGCAAGAAAAUUUCCAUAUGAGUUCAAACAAAAAGAAAAAAACAAACAAAAAACCCAAACUAGUUGCCACUGAGUUGUUUCCAAGACAUGGCAACCCUGUGUGUUUCAGAGUAGAACUGUGCUCCAUAGAGAUUUCAAGGCUGUAAUCUUUCAGAAGCAGAUCUUCAGGAUUUUCUUCCAAGGUACCUCUGAGUAGGUUCGAACCACCAACCUUUUGGUUAGUAGUCAAGCGCUUAACCAUUUGUGCUACUCAGGUCCAAAACCCCAUAAAAUAUGUAUCCAUAUAGAAAACAUAGUGGCUGGAUUGCUAUUGGUCAAUAUUGAUCUAAUGCUUUAUGUCAUUAUUAAAUCAGUAACUAAAUGGAUGCUUAUUCCUCUCUUUGCCUUUAAGAACUUACCAUUAUUAUUUUUAUUAUCAGUACUAUUACCGUUAAGCAUAUUUCAAAAUAGUUUGUAAUCCUGCUGUCACAGAACAAGACAAAUACCAGUAUACUUAAUUAUGCCUAAUCAAUGUGUUAGGACACGUGAAAUGUCUUAAUAGUCAUUUCGAGAUUGAUUGUGAUUAGUUAUAGCUCAGUAUAUGCAACUGAUUAAUGCAUAGGGUUCUGUGGUUUGUUUUUAAUAUGCUAGGAAGCCUCUAAGGAGGCCAUUAAUUAACCCCCUUCCUAAUAUUCUUGCCCUUGUGUAAUCUCACCUUAUACUGGCUUGAUCUAAUGAAUAGAAUAUGGCAGAGCAAUGGGGUGUCAUGUCCAAUAUUAGGUUAUAAAAACACUGUGGCUGCCAUCUUGGGCUCUCUCUAUUUCUCGUUCACUCCUCUUGGAUUGCUUUACCCUGAAGGAAACCAGAUGCCAUAUCAUGAGCAGCCCAGUGAAGAAGCCCAUGUGGCAAAGGAUUGAGACCUACCAAUAGCCAUGUGAGUGAAUUUUAAAGUGGAUCUUUUGAGACUUGCCAACAGCUAUAUGAAUGAACUCAGAAGCGUAUCCUCCCUCAAUUGAGUCUUGUGAUGACUGCAGCCCUAGCCAGCGCAUUGAGUGCUGCCUCGAGGCAGACCAUGAGCCAGAACCAUCCAGCUAAGCUAAUCCUGGAUUCCUGACCCGCAGAAACUGUGAGCUAAUAAAUGUUUCUUGUUUUAAGUCACUAAGUUUGGGGAGAAUUUUUUUUAUUCAUCAAUAUAUAACUAAUACAGUAAGUCAAUUAUUUAUACCUGUACAAUGCUACCACAUAAGGCACUUUUGUGCUAAAUGCAGAAAGUCACCCCCAUUGGGCAGACAAAUGACAGAAAGGCCCCUUUUUCAUGGAACACAGAGUGGAGGGCCAGUUGGGUUUCUAUCCCCAUUUACCCCCUUUGCUGGACUGUUCUGAGUGGUGCACAAAUUACACAACUCUAUGUUACUCUGGUGCUUUCAUUUAGAUCUUGGAACACGGUUUCUUCAAUGACAAUAGCUGUAAUUGUCAAUUGUGUCUCUACAGAAUCCGCAUUAAACUUUCUAGACUAUAUCUGUUGCAAAUGAGCCUGUGAUUUUCUGUCUCCUCAAAGCAGGGGACCAUAUCAGACAAAGGGCAUUUAUUUUCCCUCCCUAAGCCUAAGCUGGCCCUAAGGAAAAAACAAUUCAUCUUUAUCAUCCUAUCCCACUCCUCCUUUAUCCUGGCAUUUCUUUUCUCACACCUUUUACGUCUGACUUUGGCAAGGUUGUCAGUCCCUGCUUGUUCAACUUGCUGAUAAUAACUAAUACACACUUGUCUGUUCUCUGACCCAGUAAGAACUUUGUCCAGAAUUAUAUUAGAAGCUUUACUCCUAUUCUUGAAGAUUAGUGGUUUGGCUAUACGGUAGUACAUGGAGACAUACUAGGGGUGAAUUAGGGUAGAAAUAGCAAAGGGGAGACCUGGGGGAGUGAGGUGGGUGGAAAUUCUACUUUGUAUGUCAUGUCCUAUAGACCCUUGGUUCUCAAAGUGUGGUUCCAGGACUAGCAGCAUCAGCAUCACCUAGGAUCUUGGUAUAAAGGCAAAUUCUCAAGUCCCACCUGAGACCUACUGAUUGAGAAAUUCUGAGUGUGAAAUCCAGCAAUAUGUGUUUUAACAAGCCCUCCAAGCGAUUCUGAUGCAGGCUAAAGCCUGAAAACCACUGCUCUAGGUUGAGUUUAAAAAUUGAAAAUGGGCACACAUUCUUUGAUGUUGCGCUCUUUGAAAGGCAAAACCUAUAUCCCCUACCCCUCAAUCUGGAUAGAGCUUGUGACUUCUCCAGCCAAGAGAACUACAGGGGAAGUGACACUGUGCCAGGUUCCAGACACAGACCUUAAAGACUGGCAACUUCCAUUUCCUGUCUCUUGGAACACUCACUCUUGAAGUCCUGAACUGCCACACAAGAAGUUCGACUACCUUGCUAGAAACAACAUCUGGAGAUGCCUGAGACAACAUGGAGAGAAGUGGACUAUGAGCCCAGGUGAGCCCAGAUGAGCCCAACCUUCCAGCCAAGGAACCAGGUGUCCAAGGAACCAUCUCGAGCCCUUCAAACCAGCCCAGCUGCCAUGUAAAUACUAUUGAGUGAGAACAGUCCACACCAUGUAUGGUAGAAAAAUUGCCCCGCACAUCCUGCCUGGAUUCCUGAUGCAUACAAUUGUGAAAUAUAAUGAAAUGGCAAAAGAUAAUUCAAACAGUUGAUGACUGGCUACAAAUGAAAGUAUAGUUUAAUGCAAUCCGAUAGAAAUAUAACCCAAGCCACAAAUGUGAGCCACUAUGUAAUACUCAGUUUUCUAGCUGUUACAUUUAUAAGUUAGGAAAGAGGUGAAAUUAAUUAUAAUAAUAAACUUUAACCCAUUAUAUCCAAAAUAUUAUCAUUUAAACAUGCAAUCAAUAUAAAAAUUUUUGAGAUAUCUUACCUUCUUUUACUCAUGCUAAGCUGUUUAAAUUCCAGUAUGUAUUUAACACUGUUAAAUCCAUUGCU
Loxodonta africana (African savanna elephant) is the source of this 6346-nucleotide messenger RNA. Its product is annotated as probable G-protein coupled receptor 141. The coding region runs from base 953 to 1930 and encodes 325 amino acids. The transcript has 2 exons. Gene Ontology annotation, cellular component: membrane. The record is from RefSeq and is a predicted model, not a curated record. NCBI's taxonomy places the organism in Eukaryota, Metazoa, Chordata, Mammalia, Proboscidea, Elephantidae. Gene Ontology annotation, molecular function: G protein-coupled receptor activity; oxysterol binding. Gene Ontology annotation, biological process: G protein-coupled receptor signaling pathway.